Nannospalax galili (Upper Galilee mountains blind mole rat) is the source of this 8652-nucleotide messenger RNA. It is a transcript of the gene Mtor, whose product is annotated as mechanistic target of rapamycin kinase. The record is from RefSeq and is a predicted model, not a curated record. The transcript is spliced from 58 exons. Gene Ontology annotation, biological process: TOR signaling; protein phosphorylation; negative regulation of macroautophagy. Gene Ontology annotation, cellular component: nucleus; TORC1 complex; TORC2 complex. Bases 126 to 7775 code for a protein of 2549 amino acids. NCBI's taxonomy places the organism in Eukaryota, Metazoa, Chordata, Mammalia, Rodentia, Spalacidae. Gene Ontology annotation, molecular function: protein binding; protein serine/threonine kinase activity; protein-containing complex binding.
CUCCCGCCCCCACCUAGAGGACAGCCGGGAAGGCGUGUGGUGGGGCAAGGGGCCCGAAGCGGCGGUCCUGGCUCUCGCGGCGGUAGCUGUGGCGUUGGCCGAAGCCGCGCGAACCUCAGGGCAAGAUGCUUGGAACUGGCCCUGCCGCGGCUGCUGCCACCGCCACCACGUCUAGCAAUGUGAGUGUUCUGCAGCAGUUUGCCAGUGGCCUGAAGAGCCGGAAUGAGGAGACCAGGGCCAAAGCCGCCAAGGAGCUCCAGCACUAUGUCACCAUGGAGCUUCGUGAGAUGAGUCAGGAGGAGUCUACACGUUUCUAUGAUCAGCUGAACCAUCACAUUUUUGAACUGGUUUCCAGCUCAGAUGCCAAUGAGAGGAAAGGUGGCAUCCUGGCUAUCGCGAGUCUCAUAGGAGUGGAAGGUGGGAAUUCCACCCGAAUUGGCCGAUUUGCCAACUACCUUCGGAACCUCCUUCCCUCCAGUGACCCAGUUGUCAUGGAAAUGGCAUCCAAGGCCAUUGGCCGCCUUGCUAUGGCAGGGGAUACUUUCACCGCUGAGUAUGUGGAGUUUGAAGUGAAGCGAGCUUUGGAAUGGCUGGGUGCUGACCGCAAUGAGGGCCGGAGACAUGCGGCUGUUCUGGUUCUCCGUGAGCUGGCCAUCAGUGUUCCCACCUUCUUCUUCCAGCAAGUGCAGCCCUUCUUUGACAACAUUUUUGUGGCCGUGUGGGACCCCAAGCAGGCCAUCCGUGAGGGAGCUGUAGCUGCCCUUCGCGCCUGUCUGAUUCUUACCACCCAGCGGGAGCCAAAGGAGAUGCAGAAGCCACAGUGGUACAGGCACACAUUUGAAGAAGCAGAGAAAGGGUUUGAUGAGACGCUGGCCAAGGAGAAGGGCAUGAACCGGGAUGAUCGAAUUCAUGGGGCCUUACUGAUCCUCAACGAGCUGGUCCGCAUCAGCAGCAUGGAGGGAGAGCGUCUGAGAGAAGAAAUGGAAGAAAUCACCCAGCAGCAGCUGGUCCACGACAAGUACUGCAGAGACCUCAUGGGCUUUGGGACAAAGCCGCGCCACAUUACCCCCUUCACCAGUUUCCAGGCCGUCCAGCCCCAGCAGUCAAAUGCCUUGGUAGGACUGCUGGGGUAUAGCUCUCACCAAGGCCUCAUGGGAUUCGGAGCUUCCCCCAGCCCUGCUAAGUCCACUCUGGUGGAGAGCCGGUGUUGUAGAGACUUGAUGGAGGAGAAGUUUGAUCAGGUGUGCCAGUGGGUGCUGAAAUGCAGGAGCAGCAAGAACUCGCUGAUCCAAAUGACAAUCCUUAAUUUGUUGCCCCGCUUGGCUGCGUUCCGACCUUCUGCCUUCACAGAUACCCAGUACCUCCAAGAUGCCAUGAACCAUGUCCUGAGCUGUGUCAAGAAGGAGAAGGAACGGACAGCAGCAUUCCAGGCCCUGGGGCUGCUUUCUGUGGCUGUGAGGUCCGAGUUUAAGGUCUACUUACCUCGUGUGCUGGACAUCAUCCGAGCAGCCCUGCCCCCAAAGGACUUUGCCCACAAGAGGCAGAAAACGAUGCAGGUGGAUGCCACAGUGUUCACAUGCAUCAGUAUGCUGGCCCGAGCCAUGGGCCCGGGUAUCCAGCAGGACAUCAAGGAGCUGUUGGAGCCUAUGCUGGCAGUGGGUCUGAGCCCUGCGCUCACUGCCGUGCUCUACGACCUGAGCCGACAGAUUCCACAGCUGAAGAAGGACAUCCAGGAUGGGCUCCUGAAGAUGCUGUCCCUGGUCCUUAUGCACAAACCCCUCCGGCACCCAGGCAUGCCCAAGGGCCUGGCCCAUCAGCUAGCCUCCCCUGGCCUCAACACUCUCCCUGAGGCCAGUGAUGUGGCCAGUAUUACCCUUGCCCUCCGAACCCUUGGCAGCUUUGAAUUUGAAGGCCACUCUCUGACCCAGUUUGUCCGCCACUGUGCGGAUCAUUUCCUGAACAGUGAGCAUAAGGAGAUCCGCAUGGAAGCUGCCCGCACCUGCUCCCGCCUGCUCACGCCCUCCAUCCACCUCAUCAGCGGCCAUGCCCAUGUGGUUAGCCAGACUGCUGUGCAAGUAGUAGCAGAUGUGCUCAGCAAACUACUUGUGGUUGGGAUAACAGAUCCUGACCCCGAUAUCCGCUACUGUGUCUUGGCAUCUCUGGACGAACGCUUUGAUGCCCACCUGGCCCAGGCAGAGAAUUUGCAAGCUCUCUUUGUGGCCCUGAACGACCAGGUCUUUGAGAUCCGAGAACUGGCCAUCUGCACUGUGGGCCGACUCAGUAGCAUGAACCCGGCCUUCGUAAUGCCUUUCCUGCGCAAGAUGCUCAUCCAGAUUUUGACAGAGCUGGAGCACAGUGGCAUUGGGAGAAUCAAGGAGCAGAGUGCCCGCAUGCUGGGGCACCUCGUCUCCAAUGCCCCCCGACUCAUCCGCCCCUAUAUGGAGCCUAUUCUGAAGGCUUUAAUUUUGAAACUGAAGGAUCCAGAUCCUGAUCCAAACCCAGGUGUGAUCAAUAAUGUUCUGGCCACAAUAGGAGAAUUGGCUCAGGUUAGUGGCCUGGAGAUGAGGAAGUGGGUAGAUGAGCUUUUUAUCAUCAUCAUGGACAUGCUCCAGGACUCCUCUCUCUUGGCCAAAAGGCAGGUGGCACUGUGGACCCUGGGGCAGUUGGUGGCCAGCACUGGCUAUGUAGUGGAGCCCUACAGGAAGUACCCUACCCUGCUUGAAGUGCUACUGAAUUUUCUGAAGACUGAACAGAACCAGGGCACGAGGAGAGAGGCUAUCCGUGUGUUAGGGCUCCUUGGGGCUCUGGAUCCCUACAAGCACAAAGUGAACAUUGGCAUGAUUGACCAGUCCCGGGAUGCUUCUGCUGUCAGCCUGUCAGAAUCCAAGUCAAGUCAAGAUUCCUCUGACUACAGCACCAGUGAAAUGCUAGUCAACAUGGGAAACCUGCCCUUGGACGAGUUCUACCCAGCUGUGUCCAUGGUAGCCCUGAUGCGGAUCUUCCGAGAUCAGUCCCUCUCUCACCAUCACACCAUGGUGGUCCAGGCCAUCACCUUCAUCUUCAAAUCCCUGGGGCUCAAGUGUGUACAGUUCCUGCCCCAGGUCAUGCCCACAUUCCUUAAUGUCAUCCGGGUCUGUGAUGGAGCUAUCCGGGAAUUUCUGUUCCAGCAGCUGGGAAUGCUGGUAUCCUUUGUGAAGAGCCACAUCAGACCUUAUAUGGAUGAAAUAGUCACCCUCAUGAGAGAAUUCUGGGUCAUGAACACCUCAAUCCAGAGCACAAUCAUUCUUCUCAUUGAGCAAAUCGUAGUAGCCCUUGGAGGUGAAUUUAAGCUCUACCUGCCCCAGCUGAUCCCACACAUGCUGCGUGUCUUCAUGCAUGACAACAGCCAAGGCCGCAUUGUCUCCAUCAAGCUCUUAGCCGCAGUCCAGCUGUUUGGUGCCAACCUAGAUGACUAUCUGCAUCUGUUGUUGCCUCCCAUCGUGAAGCUGUUUGAUGCCCCUGAAGCCCCACUGCCAUUGCGAAGGGCAGCGUUGGAGACGGUGGACCGUCUGACAGAGUCCCUCGAUUUCACUGACUAUGCCUCCCGGAUCAUUCACCCCAUUGUUCGAACACUGGACCAGAGCCCAGAGCUUCGUUCCACAGCCAUGGACACGCUGUCUUCACUUGUCUUUCAACUCGGGAAGAAGUACCAGAUUUUCAUACCAAUGGUGAAUAAAGUACUGGUGCGACACCGAAUCAACCACCAGCGCUAUGAUGUGCUUAUUUGCAGAAUCGUCAAGGGAUACACCCUUGCUGAUGAGGAAGAGGACCCUUUGAUCUACCAGCAUCGAAUGCAAAGGAGUGGCCAAGGAGAUGCGUUGGCCAGUGGACCAGUUGAGACAGGACCCAUGAAGAAACUGCAUGUCAGCACCAUCAACCUUCAAAAGGCCUGGGGAGCUGCCAGAAGGGUCUCCAAAGAUGACUGGCUGGAAUGGCUGAGACGGUUGAGCUUGGAGCUGCUGAAGGACUCCUCGUCACCUUCCCUGCGCUCAUGCUGGGCCCUGGCACAGGCCUACAACCCUAUGGCCAGGGAUCUCUUCAACGCUGCAUUUGUGUCCUGCUGGUCUGAGCUAAAUGAAGACCAGCAGGAUGAGCUCAUCAGAAGCAUCGAGUUGGCCCUCACCUCCCAAGACAUCGCUGAAGUCACACAAACCCUCUUAAACUUGGCUGAAUUCAUGGAACACAGUGACAAGGGCCCCCUGCCUCUGAGAGAUGACAAUGGCAUUGUUCUGCUUGGUGAGAGAGCUGCCAAGUGCCGAGCAUAUGCCAAAGCACUACACUACAAAGAGCUGGAGUUCCAGAAAGGUCCCACACCUGCCAUACUCGAGUCCCUCAUCAGCAUUAACAAUAAGCUACAGCAGCCAGAAGCAGCUGCCGGGGUGUUAGAAUAUGCCAUGAAACACUUUGGAGAGCUGGAGAUCCAGGCCACCUGGUAUGAGAAACUGCAUGAGUGGGAGGACGCUCUUGUGGCCUAUGACAAGAAGAUGGACACCAAUAAGGAUGACCCAGAGCUGAUGCUGGGCCGCAUGCGCUGUCUGGAGGCCUUGGGGGAAUGGGGACAGCUUCACCAACAGUGCUGUGAAAAGUGGACUCUGGUUAAUGAUGAGACCCAAGCUAAGAUGGCCCGGAUGGCUGCUGCAGCAGCGUGGGGCUUAGGUCAGUGGGACAGCAUGGAGGAGUACACCUGUAUGAUUCCCCGGGACACCCAUGAUGGAGCUUUUUACAGAGCCGUGCUGGCGCUGCAUCAGGACCUCUUCUCCUUGGCCCAACAGUGCAUUGACAAGGCCAGAGACCUGCUAGAUGCUGAGCUAACUGCCAUGGCAGGAGAGAGCUACAGUCGGGCCUAUGGGGCCAUGGUUUCUUGCCACAUGCUGUCUGAGCUGGAGGAGGUUAUCCAGUACAAACUUGUCCCUGAGCGACGAGAGAUCAUCCGCCAGAUCUGGUGGGAGAGAUUGCAGGGCUGCCAGCGUAUUGUGGAAGACUGGCAAAAAAUCCUCAUGGUGCGGUCCCUUGUGGUGAGCCCUCAUGAGGACAUGAGAACCUGGCUGAAGUACGCAAGUCUCUGUGGCAAGAGCGGCAGACUGGCUCUUGCUCAUAAAACCUUAGUGUUGCUCCUGGGAGUUGAUCCGUCUCGGCAGCUUGACCAUCCUCUGCCAACAGUUCACCCUCAGGUGACCUAUGCCUACAUGAAAAACAUGUGGAAAAGUGCUCGAAAGAUCGAUGCCUUCCAGCACAUGCAGCACUUUGUUCAGACCAUGCUGCCACAGGCUCAGCAUGACAUCGCCUCUGAGGACCAGCAGCACAAGCAGGAGCUGCACAAACUCAUGGCCAGGUGUUUCCUGAAGCUUGGGGAGUGGCAGCUGAACCUCCAGGGCAUCAACGAGAGCACCAUCCCCAAAGUGUGGCAGUACUACAGCGCAGCCACAGAGCACGACCACAGCUGGUACAAGGCCUGGCAUGCAUGGGCAGUGAUGAACUUUGAAGCUGUGCUACACUACAAACAUCAGAACCAAGCCCGAGAUGAGAAGAAGAAACUGCGUCACUCCAGCGGGGCAAACAUCACCAGUACCACCACGACAGCCACCACAGCUGCCGCUGCUGCUGCUGCCACCAGCACAGAGGGCAGCAACAGCGAGAGUGAGACUGAGAGCACAGAGAACAGCCCCAGCCCAUCCCCUCGGCAAAAGAGGGUCACUGAGGAUUUGUCCAAAACUCUCUUAAUGUACACUAUCCCUGCUGUGGAGGGCUUCUUCCGUUCUAUCUCCUUGUCAAGAGGCAACAACCUCCAGGAUACACUCAGAGUCCUCACCCUGUGGUUUGAUUAUGGUCAUUGGCCAGAUGUCAAUGAAGCCUUAGUUGAAGGGGUGAAGGCCAUCCAGAUUGAUACUUGGUUACAGGUUAUACCUCAGCUCAUUGCAAGAAUUGAUACCCCUAGACCCUUGGUGGGCCGACUUAUUCACCAGCUUCUCACAGACAUUGGUCGGUACCACCCCCAGGCCCUCAUCUACCCCCUGACAGUGGCUUCCAAGUCUACUACGACAGCCCGUCACAACGCAGCCAACAAGAUCCUGAAGAACAUGUGUGAGCACAGCAACACUUUGGUCCAGCAAGCCAUGAUGGUGAGUGAAGAACUGAUCCGAGUGGCCAUCCUCUGGCAUGAGAUGUGGCAUGAAGGCCUGGAAGAGGCAUCUCGUUUGUACUUCGGGGAGAGAAACGUGAAAGGCAUGUUUGAGGUGCUGGAGCCCCUGCAUGCUAUGAUGGAACGGGGCCCCCAGACUCUGAAGGAAACAUCCUUUAACCAGGCAUAUGGUCGAGAUUUAAUGGAGGCUCAAGAGUGGUGUAGGAAGUACAUGAAAUCAGGGAACGUCAAGGACCUCACGCAAGCCUGGGACCUCUAUUACCAUGUUUUCAGGCGGAUCUCCAAGCAACUGCCCCAGCUCACAUCCCUAGAACUGCAGUAUGUUUCCCCAAAGCUUCUGAUGUGCCGGGACCUUGAGUUGGCCGUACCAGGAACCUAUGACCCCAAUCAGCCCAUCAUCCGCAUUCAGUCCAUAGCCCCAUCUUUGCAAGUCAUCACAUCCAAGCAGAGGCCCCGGAAGUUGACUCUGAUGGGCAGCAAUGGGCACGAGUUUGUUUUUCUCCUGAAAGGCCAUGAAGAUCUCCGGCAGGAUGAGCGAGUGAUGCAGCUCUUUGGCCUAGUGAACACACUCCUGGCCAAUGACCCAACAUCUCUUCGGAAAAACCUCAGCAUCCAGAGGUAUGCAGUCAUCCCUUUGUCCACCAACUCAGGCCUCAUUGGCUGGGUCCCCCACUGUGACACGCUGCAUGCGCUCAUACGGGACUACAGGGAGAAGAAGAAGAUCCUGCUCAACAUUGAGCACCGCAUCAUGCUGCGGAUGGCUCCAGACUAUGACCAUCUGACCCUGAUGCAGAAGGUGGAGGUGUUUGAGCAUGCCGUCAACAACACAGCUGGGGAUGAUCUGGCUAAGCUACUGUGGCUGAAAAGCCCCAGCUCAGAGGUGUGGUUUGACCGAAGGACCAAUUAUACCCGCUCUUUAGCUGUCAUGUCAAUGGUUGGAUACAUUUUAGGCCUGGGGGACAGACACCCAUCCAACCUGAUGCUGGACCGACUGAGCGGAAAGAUCCUGCACAUUGACUUUGGGGACUGCUUUGAGGUUGCUAUGACCAGAGAGAAAUUUCCAGAGAAGAUUCCAUUUAGACUAACAAGAAUGUUGACCAAUGCUAUGGAGGUUACAGGUCUGGAUGGCAACUACAGAAUCACAUGCCACACAGUGAUGGAAGUGCUUCGGGAACACAAGGACAGUGUCAUGGCUGUGCUGGAGGCCUUUGUCUAUGACCCUUUGCUGAACUGGAGACUGAUGGACACAAAUACCAAAGGCAAUAAGAGAUCCAGAACGAGGACGGAUUCCUACUCUGCAGGCCAGUCAGUAGAAAUUUUGGAUGGUGUGGAACUUGGAGAACCGGCUCAUAAGAAAGCAGGAACCACAGUACCAGAAUCCAUUCACUCUUUCAUUGGAGAUGGUUUGGUGAAACCAGAAGCCCUAAAUAAGAAAGCUAUUCAGAUUAUUAACAGGGUUCGAGAUAAGCUCACUGGCCGAGAUUUCUCUCAUGAUGACACCUUGGAUGUUCCCACACAAGUGGAGCUGCUCAUCAAACAAGCAACAUCCCACGAAAACCUCUGCCAGUGCUACAUUGGCUGGUGUCCCUUCUGGUAACUGGAGGCCUGGUGUACCACAGCAUCUCUGACUCUUGUGUUUUGGUCUGUGCUUCCACUAUACUGAAACCAUGGUGAUGAAGUUGGAUGUUGUUAAAUAUUUUGAAAUGUAAAUGAAAAGAACUACUGUAUAUUCAAAGUUGGUUUGAACCAACUUUCUAGCUGCUGUUGAAAAAGAUACUGUCAGAAACACAAGGCUUGAUUCAGUUCCCAGGACAGUGAAACAGUAAUCCUCCAUAAGUCAAGCCAUUGAUUCUGAGGGAACAGAAGAUCCAUAACUUAGAAAUACGGGUUUUGACUUAACUUACAAGAGAGCUCAUCAUAAGCAUUUGCUGACAGAAAAGCCUGGUUGUUCCUCUCAACCUGGGUCCAGCAGACUCAGCACAGUCAGGAAUGCCCAGGUCCUGGAGGACACUGACCAGGUUCUCCCAUAGUAAGGAAGCAGACUUCAGCACUCCACCCAUCCUGUUACCUCACUGGUCCCUGGACAGCAGCGGCAACAUUUGCAGGAUGAGCAAAAGUGAGUGAAAAGAUCUGUCUUCUGUCUGACCCAGGGAUGCUGCAACUCACAAGACCUGACUUGCCAGGAAGGGCGAUUGUUCAGAUGCCUGGCAGCCUUGGCCAAGCAGGUACACCAGGGAUCGCAUACAGUGCACCCGUACUGGCCCUGCUGUGUUCAUUGAAGGCUGAAUACCUGUGCUCAGAGCAGGGGCUCAGAACACAAAUGCUGUCAUGGAGGCGCUGAACACAAAGGGACAUACUAUGAGCAAGGUAAAUAUUCAACUCAGUGCACAAAGUAUAAAGCAUACCAUGUCUAGACACCAUGUUGUAUCUGAAUAACUUUUGUGCCAAUAAAUGACAUCAGAAUUUUAAAAACA